Messenger RNA from Aethina tumida (small hive beetle), 1907 nucleotides. RefSeq lists its product as uncharacterized. The record is from RefSeq and is a predicted model, not a curated record. The transcript is spliced from 9 exons. Lineage: Eukaryota; Metazoa; Arthropoda; Insecta; Coleoptera; Nitidulidae. The coding region runs from base 449 to 1828 and encodes 459 amino acids.
UUGCGCCUUAAGUGUACAACUGUGUCAAUCCAAUCCGCUGCUUGCACUAAAAAUUGCAAGACAUUCAUGGGAAGUCUUAAAGUUUGCUAGAAAUUUUAUCGAAUCAUCAAAUAAAAUUGAUAAAAUUUCAAAUCAAAUAGAAAAUAUAAAUAAAGAAUUUAAAAAUUAUAUAAAUGAUGUACGUGAAACAUUAGACCAAAUCGAACAGGCUCUACAAAAUAUCAGUACCCAAAUACGCAAAGAGUUGAGAUGGCACGAAAUACGAGAACACAUAACAGAUAUAAACAACGCGUACGAGGACCUUAUCAAAUAUAAGAGUAAUGUUAAAUUUGAGGCAUUUACUAUUACUGAUUUUGCGAAAAAUGCAAUUAGUUUUCAACCUACAUCAAUUAAAUCUCGUCUUAAUUUUCUUCAUAGUUAUUUAAUAGAUAAGAAGGGUACAGUGUUUAUGUCAAAUAUUAAGGAUUUGUGGAAAGCUCAGGAGAGUUGGGAAUAUGUACAUCAAUACAGACAGUCAGAACAAUCAUUUUAUAAUGAUGUUAUCACAAUCAUGGCAUUUACUGAGACAAAAGCAGAGUUAAUUUUGAGAUUUUCUUAUGACUAUCUUCAAGUGAACGAAGCUACUAACUAUGCUCGAGAAAUUAACUACUUAUAUAUGGAAUCGAAGCAGAGAUUUUGUGAUUAUAAAAAAAUAUAUAAAGAAACACUGGCGAAUAAAGACCGAUUAUAUUGGUUUGACAACGGAAUAUACUAUAAAGAAGGACAGACAUACGAACAAAUCACAAGACUGAUUCAAGGUUUCGUUCAAAAUCAAGAAACUUUAACUAGCGGUUUAUGCAUAAAGUCAUGUAAUGCGUUGCAGGUUUCAAAAACAAAUAUUAACCCAAGUAAAUGCGAGAAAAGAAGUUGUAAGGGUAAAGUGAUAGAUUGUAAAUUUCUUGAUAGAUCUUUUCAUAUUUGUCCUUCGCCACAACAUUCUCUAAGGCGAUAUGACUUCAUAGAAUCUGAAAAUAAGAAUUUGGGAAAUUUGCGGACAUGUUCUCAAAAUAAAUGUUUCGUGGAAUCAUAUAAAAAAUGGUUUCUUAAGUGCGAUUACUGCAUAUGCCUCUGUGACGAAGCGGACAAAUUAUCGGACAGAUACUUUAGUUUACAUAAAAUUACUUCAGAUAUAUCACAGAAUAAAAUUGUUACUGGGAUUAAGAUUGUCAAAAAACACAAACUAAUCCAUUUGAUGAUAGAACAAGGAAUUUUAACCAGCAAUAUUACUGUAUUUAAUAAAACAUGGAAAGCUCUAGACGAGUUUAAAAUUACAGAUAGAAAGAUCCAUCCUCAAAAAGACUAUCAUACAUUAACUUUUGAUUCAAGGACAAUAGAUUUAGAUCACUUACAAACUGAUCCUGAAUGUGUAGUUACAGGAGUGGGAUUUACCUUAAUAGAUGGUCAUUUGAAACUACAAAUGCGUCAAACCAAAUUUAACAUUAUAACAGGCAAAUUAAAUAAGCAUUUUUCUAAAUGGAAAAUUAAUAAAAUACAAAGUUCUGAGUUGAAGCUUGAGUCACCUGAUAUUCCAAUAAAAGCGCCACGGAGACGAAAUAAAAUUAAAACUGAUGUCUACAUAAAAUUCACCAAUACAGAUUUACAAAAAGAUGUUGCACAAACUACAGUACCAUUUUUAGAUAGUCAACCGGUAACAACGUCAUCACCAAUACAAGGAGUCGGUUUGUAUCACAAAGGUGUCGAAGAAUUUGGAGGCUUUAUUGCACCUUUAAUCUAUACAUAUGAUUAUUCACUAUUAAUAAAGGAGUUUGAUGAUACAUGUCCAAAUUAAUAAUUGUAAUUUGGUUAGAAUAUUUAGUUUUUUUGAGAAUUGUCGAAAAAUAAAAGAUAUUGUAAUAAUAAACACAUGU